This is a messenger RNA of Prinia subflava (tawny-flanked prinia), 1228 nucleotides long. It is a transcript of the gene DERL2, whose product is annotated as derlin 2. The coding region runs from base 66 to 785 and encodes 239 amino acids. Gene Ontology annotation, cellular component: Hrd1p ubiquitin ligase ERAD-L complex; endoplasmic reticulum membrane. NCBI's taxonomy places the organism in Eukaryota, Metazoa, Chordata, Aves, Passeriformes, Cisticolidae. The record is from RefSeq and is a predicted model, not a curated record. Gene Ontology annotation, molecular function: misfolded protein binding; ubiquitin-specific protease binding. The transcript has 7 exons. Gene Ontology annotation, biological process: endoplasmic reticulum unfolded protein response.
AUGGGAGCGCGGAGCGUCGGGCGGGCGCGGAGGCGGGCGGGCCGGGGCGGAGCGGGGCCGCCAAGAUGGCGUACCAGACGUUCCGGCAGGAGUACCUGCAGGUGCCGCCCGUGACCCGGGCCUACACCACCGCCUGCGUCCUCACCACCGCCGCCGUGCAAUUAGAACUUAUCACGCCCUUCCAGCUGUAUUUCAACCCUGAGUUAAUAUUUAAGCACUUUCAAAUAUGGCGGUUAAUCACAAACUACUUGUUCUUUGGACCAGUUGGCUUUAAUUUUUUAUUUAACAUGAUCUUUUUAUACCGGUACUGCCGCAUGCUUGAGGAAGGCUCUUUCCGGGGUCGGACAGCAGAUUUUGUAUUUAUGUUCCUUUUUGGAGGACUUUUAAUGACUCUUUUUGGGCUGUUUGUGAACUUGGUGUUCCUGGGCCAGGCGUUCACCAUCAUGCUGGUGUACGUCUGGAGCCGCAGGAAUCCCUACGUCCGCAUGAACUUCUUCGGGCUCCUCAUCUUCCAAGCCCCAUUUCUGCCCUGGGUAUUGAUGGGCUUUUCACUGCUUUUGGGGAACUCCAUCAUUGUGGAUCUCCUGGGCAUUGCUGUUGGGCAUAUAUAUUUUUUCUUAGAGGAUGUCUUUCCCAAUCAGCCUGGUGGCGGGAGGCUCCUGAGAACACCGUCUGUCCUGAAAGCAAUAUUUGACACGCCGGAGGAUGACCCCAAUUACAACCCCUUGCCAGAGGAGCGGCCGGGGGGCUUUGCCUGGGGAGAGGGGCAGCGCCUCGGGGGAUAAUCAGGAACUGUGCCAAAACCCAGCCAACCCCUGCGAGAGACUGGCCUGGGUGCAGCCCAGCACAGAGAGGACUCUCAGCUCUAUGGUUUGGAAUUCAAGCACUUUAUGGAACAGCAGUCUCACCCCAGGCACUCCCAGCGCCUUUCCCCAGCGGGGAAUUCAUUGUGCUGGACGUAAUCUAAAUCCAGUGGAGCCAAAAAUUUAAAACUGGAAACGGUUUCCUGGUAACUGCAGUUAACAAGGCCACACAAGUACUUGUUUAGAGUGAUUUCUAAAGUGUUUUUUUCAGGUUAUUUGAUACAUGAAACUCUAUGGGAAACUUUACAGGGGACAAACCCAACUUUUUGGGUUUUCACUCAUUUUUUUUAUUCUUGGAUAAAACAACUACAAGAUGAUUGAAAGGCUGAGUCACUAUUUCAAUGGCAAAAGGUUUUUUAAUCUGA